Messenger RNA from Chenopodium quinoa (quinoa), 2636 nucleotides. Its product is annotated as beta-galactosidase 17-like. The record is from RefSeq and is a predicted model, not a curated record. Gene Ontology annotation, biological process: carbohydrate metabolic process. Lineage: Eukaryota; Viridiplantae; Streptophyta; Magnoliopsida; Caryophyllales; Amaranthaceae. The transcript has 19 exons. Gene Ontology annotation, molecular function: beta-galactosidase activity. Gene Ontology annotation, cellular component: vacuole. Bases 69 to 2180 code for a protein of 703 amino acids.
UAAAUUUCAGUUGUACUGUACAAUAACAAAACUACAAUGGUAAUAGUACUGCAGAAACCUGGAAAACCAUGAGAGAUCAUCUUCCUCCUUCGACAACGACGACAAUGAAGAACAAAGGGAGGUUCUUCUUCUCCACCAUUAAUUCUACUCUCAUUUUCUCUCUCCUCGCCUUCCUCGCCUUAUUCGCCUUCGUUGCUCCCCUUCCUUCUCUCUCCUCUCAUUCUCCCUCUCAUCAUCGCCACCGUAAAAAGCUUAAUAUCAGGAAAUUUGAGAUUGCUGAUGACAUGUUUUGGAAAGAUGGUGAGCCUUUCCGCAUUAUUGGUGGGGAUCUGCAUUACUUUCGUGUUCUUCCUGAGUAUUGGGAAGAUAGACUGUUAAGAGCAAAGGCAUUGGGCUUAAACACAAUUCAGACUUAUGUUCCAUGGAAUCUGCAUGAACCAAGUCCUGGUGAUCUGAAAUUCAAUGGUAUUGCUGACAUAGUAUCAUUCCUUAGACUCUGCCAGAAGCUAGGUUUUUUUGUCAUGCUUCGGCCUGGCCCUUACAUAUGUGCAGAGUGGGAUCUGGGUGGAUUUCCAGCUUGGCUACUUGCUACAGAGCCAACUCUUAGACUGAGAUCUUCAGAUCCUAUGUACCUUGAAUUGGUAGAUAAGUGGUGGGGUAUACUGCUCCCAGUGGUGGUUCCUUUGCUUUAUGGAAAUGGUGGUCCUAUUAUCAUGGUUCAGAUAGAAAAUGAAUAUGGUUCUUAUGCAGAUGAUAAAGCUUACCUGCAUCACCUGGUCAAAUUGGCCAGAAGACACCUUGGAGAUGACAUUAUCUUGUAUACCACGGAUGGAGGUACGAGAGUAAUCCUUAAGAAAGGAACUAUCCCAGGAGACAAUGUUUAUUCGGCUGUUGACUUUUCCACAGGUGAUCAGCCAUGGCCCAUAUUUAAAUUGCAAAAAGAAUUCAAUGCACCUGGAAAAUCUCCUCCUCUUUCGUCGGAGUUCUACACUGGCUGGCUUACACACUGGGGAGAGAAACUUGCAAAGACUGAUGCUGACUUUACAGCAGCAGAGCUAGAAAAGAUAUUGUUGAGGAAUGGCUCUGUGGUUCUUUAUAUGGCACAUGGUGGAACAAACUUUGGGUUCUUUAAUGGUGCAAAUACUGGCUCAGAUGACUCAGAUUAUAAGCCUGACCUCACAUCCUAUGAUUAUGAUGCACCAAUUCGAGAAACUGGUGAUGUGGACAAUGCAAAAUUUAGAGCGAUAAGGAGGGUUAUAGAGAAAUAUACUGUGGCAACUCUUCCUCCGAUCCCCGCCAAUAAUGAGAAGGCAGGAUAUGGAUUUGUUCAAUUAGAGAAAACUUCAAAAUUGUUUGAUAUCAUUGGUAUUCAAGAUAAUGCCAAUGUUGUUGAAUCUUUUAACCCAAUUUCUAUGGAGUCUGUAGGCCAGAUGCAUGGAUUUCUACUAUACAUAUCAGAAUUUAGUACACGUGAUAGUGCUAGCACCUUAAGUAUAUCAAAGGUGCAUGAUAGAGCCCAGGUAUUUGUUUCAUGUCAUUCCAAAGAUCAAGGAAGACCAAUUUAUGCAGGGAAUAUUGAGAGAUGGUCCAACAAAGAACUUAAGCUUCCUCAUCUUAAGUGUGUUUCAAAAAUCAGUUUAUUUGUUUUGGUUGAGAACAUGGGCAGGAUUAAUUAUGGGCCCUACAUCUCUGACAGGAAGGGAAUGUUGUCUCCUGUCUAUGUGGAUGGACGUGUUCUUCACAAUUGGAAAAUGUUCUCAAUUCCAAUCCACAAUCUGAAUGAUCAGAGUAGUUCAAUAAUUCAGCUUGCUGGCAAUGACCUCACUACAGUACAUGCAGGCAAACGUAUGAAAGAUCAGUGUGCGAACAUAUCAAAUGAACCUGCUUUCUACACCGGUUCUUUUACUAUCAAUAGUGUCAAUCAAGUCAAAGACACAUUUUUGUCAGUAGAUGGCUGGGGCAAAGGGCUUGCAUUCAUCAAUAAUUUCAAUUUAGGACGAUAUUGGCCGACAUUUGGGCCACAGUGCAAUCUUUAUGUCCCUGCUCCACUUCUUCGCCAUGGGAGUAAUACAGUGGUACUCUUUGAGCUCGAGUCUCCAAACACAGAUCUUGCGGUCAGGUUUGUUCAGCACGAGGACUUCUCAUGCAGUCAAACUAGUUCAAACAUUCUUGAAAUUUAAAGUCACAACAUCAGUGAUAUACAAAGUGCUUCAUUCACUCCCAACAAGUAGAAACCUGCUACAAAUAGUCUAUUCCAAAAUCAAUCAUUGCAUCUGUUUGAUUUUGUACUUGCUAAAACUGCCCAAAGUUAUAUCAGUUUAAAAAGAAAGAUGGAAAAGGAGAUCUAAAUCCUUACUUAUCUAAGUAACUGAAUACGCUACAUGCCAAUCUUAUAACCAGGUUUGGUCGCAAGCUUUGACUAUACAAGGGCACCAUGAUCAUACCCUUUGUAAUGGAGUAGAAUUUAUUGUAGAAACUUGUAUUGUUUAAUACUUAGUGUAGGCUGUUAGGUUUUACAGUUAUUCAAAACAAGAACUACUCAAGUUUGUGGAACAAAACCUAAAGCAAGUGUAUAAUUUCAAUUGAAUUAUACAACAACCAAUACUAAUCAAAGUAUUAAGUAUUAAGCACCAAAA